Paramuricea clavata is the source of this 4713-nucleotide messenger RNA. Lineage: Eukaryota; Metazoa; Cnidaria; Anthozoa; Malacalcyonacea; Plexauridae. The record is from the annotation of a GenBank genome assembly.
GAAAGUGCUGGGAUGAUAGAAGAAUUGCAUCCCCCUCUACCCCAAAUAGAUCUUCCACAACCCCCACCCCCUGGGGAAGAAUCGCAGAUAUCGGCGACGUCACGCAUCAUACCUCUGAUGGAUGUUGUAAGUCGCUGCUAUAAAACCUGGCUUCCAUACAACCCUUUUCAUAAAUAUAUGGCUGCCGAUUAAAAAUUCUUUUAUGUGCAUAUAAAUUGGUUAAUUGGCCCAACUAGCCUCGUACUCACGUUAAGAUUUCAAAGGAAUUUCUACCCAGAAACGAGGCUAGUUGGGCCAAUUUACUUCGUAUUUCGAUUUACCGUUUCAGCGCUUUAAUUUCCGGUAAUUGUUUUCCCGUUGAAACAUACACAUUUCUAACGGUCAAUGUCAAUGUUACUAAGUGAAGUCUAGUGGUCUUUGUCCGCUGUUUUCUUGUCCGUUGUUUAUCAUUUGUAAAUGUAACUGUUAUAUUCGUGUUUAUCUCGUCUUUGGCAACAUUUUGAUAUAUAAUUUACAAAGCUUUGUGGAUCAUUUCAUGUUUUUAUUGAUAUUUUGGAAAUUGUAGCUUAUAAAAGGCUUCAAAAUUAUUUACUGGCCUUUUAUACGCUACAAUUUCCAAAAUAUCAAUAAAAACAUGAAAUGAUCCACAAAGCUUCGUAAAUUACAUAUCAAAAUGUUGCCAAUGACGAGAUAAAUACGAAUAUAACAGUUACAUUCACAAAUGAUAAACAACGGAUAAGUAAACAACGGACAAAGACCACUAGACUUCACUUAGUAACAUUGACAUUGGCCCUUAGCAACUUGUUCGUUUUAACAGAAAAACAAUCACUGGAAACGGAAGCCCUGAAACGGGAAAUCGAAAUCCGCAGUAUAUGCACAUAAAAGAAUUUUUAAUCGGCAGCCAUUUAUGAAAAGGGUAUAUACGGUUGUAGCUUUCGCGAACCUGUCGUGAAGGGUUUGUCGUGAAUCGGUGAUUUUUACGCUUGUAAAAGUCGCUUUUCAACGCGCGGUUUCCAAGUUCGUUGCAAACUUGUUCCCAAGUUCGUUGCAAACUUGUUCCCAAGUUCGUUGCAAACUUGUUCCCAAGUUCGUUGCAAACUUGUUCCCAAGUUCGUUGCAAACUUGUUCCCAAGUUCGUUGCAAACUUGUUCCCAAGUUCGUUGCAAACUUGUUCCCAAGUUCGUUGAAAUUAACAAUUCAGUGGAAAGUUGUUGGUCCAGUGGUACGGUGUCCCGUUAUAAAAGGACAUGCUUCUUCCGUAGAAAAUCACGUUCGUUCUGUGUACUUGAAGUAGUUUUCCUUAAUAACAGAGCGUUUCUGUAUAAAUGUGCGGCGUUUCCCUCGAAAAUUCAGACGACUUCCGCAGAAAUAUACUUAGGCGCUUUCUGUACAAAUGUAGACUUCUUCCGUACAAAUGUAGAUGCCUUCCAUAGAAAUGUUAUACAUGCCUUCCAUAUAAAUGUAGACGCCUUCCGUGGAAAUCUAGCCUGCGUAGCAGGCGUUUAGUAACGACGCCCUCUCUUCUCCCGCCCGCACUAAACGCCUGCUACGCAGGCUAAUUUUUACGUCUUGAUACAACGGCUGCAUUUCAAGAAAAAAAAUCGAAGAUCAACGAAUGUCUCUAUGUCCACCGGGGCCUAUUUGUCUGUUUGUUUGACUGUCUGUUUGUUUGCCUGUAUAUUUGUCAGAUCUCCGUUUUCAAAAGCAAGAACUUCUUUUUCAAAUGUCAAAACUCUGUUUUCAAAUGCCAGAACUCCGUAUUCAAAUGCCAGAACUCCGUUUCAAAUGCCAAAACUCCCUUUUCAAAAUGCCAGAACUACCUUUUCAAAAGCCAAAAGCUCCGUUUUCAAAUGCCAAAACUCCGUUUUCAAAUGCCAGAACACCGUUUUCAAAUGCCAAAACUCCGUUUUCAAAUGCCAGAACUCAUCUUUCAAAUGCCAAAACUCCGUUUUCAAAUGCCAGAACUCCGUUUUCAAAUGCCAAAACUCCGUUUUCAAAUGCCAGAACUCCGCUUUCAAAUUCCAAAACUCCGUUUUCAAAUUCCAAAACUCAGUUUUCAAAUGCCAGAACUCCGUUUUCAAAUGCCAGAACUCCCUUUUCAAAUGCCAGAACUCCCUUUUCAAAUGCCAGAACUCCGUUUUCAAAUGCCAGAACUCCCUUUUCAAAAGCCAGAACUCCGUUUUCAAAUUCCAAAACUCGGUUUUCAAAUGCCAAAACUCCGUUUUCAAAUGCCAGAACUCAUCUUUCAAAUGCCAAAACUCCGUUUUCAAAUGCCAGAACUCCGUUUUCAAAUGCCAAAACUCCGUUUUCAAAUGCCAGAACUCCGCUUUCAAAUUCCAAAACUCCGUUUUCAAAUUCCAAAACUCAGUUUUCAAAUGCCAGAACUCCGUUUUCAAAUGCCAGAACUCCCUUUUCAAAUGCCAGAACUCCCUUUUCAAAUGCCAGAACUCCGUUUUCAAAUGCCAGAACUCCCUUUUCAAAAGCCAGAACUCCGUUUUCAAAUUCCAAAACUCGGUUUUCAAAUGCCAAAACUCCGUUUUCAAAUGCCAGAACUCAUCUUUCAAAUGCCAAAACUCCGUUUUCAAAUGCCAGAACUCCGUUUUCAAAUGCCAAAACUCCGUUUUCAAAUGCCAGAACUCCGCUUUCAAAUUCCAAAACUCCGUUUUCAAAUUCCAAAACUCAGUUUUCAAAUGCCAGAACUCCGUUUUCAAAUGCCAGAACUCCCUUUUCAAAUGCCAGAACUCCCUUUUCAAAUGCCAGAACUCCGUUUUCAAAUGCCAGAACUCCCUUUUCAAAAGCCAGAACUCCGUUUUCAAAUUCCAAAACUCGGUUUUCAAAUGCCAAAACUCCGUUUUCAAAUGCCAGAACUCAUCUUUCAAAUGCCAAAACUCCGUUUUCAAAUGCCAGAACUCCGUUUUCAAAUGCCAAAACUCCGUUUUCAAAUGCCAGAACUCCGCUUUCAAAUUCCAAAACUCCGUUUUCAAAUUCCAAAACUCAGUUUUCAAAUGCCAGAACUCCGUUUUCAAAUGCCAGAACUCCCUUUUCAAAUGCCAGAACUCCCUUUUCAAAUGCCAGAACUCCGUUUUCAAAUGCCAGAACUCCCUUUUCAAAAGCCAGAACUCCGUUUUCAAAUUCCAAAACUCGGUUUUCAAAUGCCAGAACUCCGUUUUCAAAUGCCAGAACUCCGUUCUCAAAUGCCAGGACUGUGUUUUCAAAUGCCAGAACUCCGUUUUCAAAUGCCGGGCUAACUGCAAAAAAACUAAAUAUACAGGCAUGAUUUCCAAUUGUGGCACAAUCGGUCAAUCACUAAUUGUAAUUUAUUGUGUAUAAAUUCUAGAAGCCAUAUGGCUAUUUUCAUGAUUAUGGGAGUCUGUGGUGGGGCGGUCCAGAGUUAUCUCAUGCUACACAGCCGUACUUUACAGAACAGUCUGCCACAAUUCAUGAAAGUAAGGUUUACGUUAUAUACUUUAUCAGUUCUAAACUGUUCUCCCUAGAGGUCCAGAAAGGAUCAUCUUUUAUUGAUCCAGUGUUACUACAGAAGGAAACCUAAACUAAACUAACUUUAUUUAUACUGCAUAGCGCUAUCAGUUCUAAACUGUUCUCCCCGGAGGUCCAGUAAGGAUCAUCACUUAUUGAUCCAGUGUUACUACAGGAGGAAACCUAAAUUAAACUAACUGUGUUUAUACUGGAUAGCUCUAUCAGUUCUAAACUGUUCUUCCUAGAGGUCCAGUAAGGACCAUCUCUUAUUGAUCAAGUGUUACUACAGGAGGAAACUUAAACUAACUUUAUUUAUACUGGAUAGCUCUAUCAGUUCUAAACUGUUCUUCCUAGAGGUCCAGUAAGGAUCAUCUCUUAUUGAUCCAGUGUGACUACAGGAGGAAACCUCAACUAAACUAACUUUAUUUAUACUGGAUAGCUCUAUCAGUUCUAAUGCGCUCAAUUUUUCAAUUCUGUGUUCAGGUAUUCACAGAGCGCACGAAAACACAGAAAUACGACCAAAUGAAAACAAUACCACUCAAACUUUGGAGCAAAACUCUCUCAAUUUAACCCAGCAAGCUGAUUUAGAAGUCGAAGACGAAGCGAGUGAAUUAGCUUUAAGAGAACAAUUGUUAAAGUCAAUGGUCACCAAACGCGCCGCAAAGAAUGCUGGGAAGGUUAACGAAAAGAGUGCCGCGGCAUCUGUAGCGUCGCCUAGCAACAGCCGUGCUCCAUCGCCAUUCGCGGAGCCUGGUACGAGGAAGGGACUACAAGAGGUUGUAAAGAAUGAGGCAACAAAGGCCGCUAAGGUACAGUAUACGUGAAUGGACCUAUUCCCUAAUGAACAAAAUUUUGAUCUAGACAAGUCUAGACAAAAAUUUCAUCACAGCUUGAAAGAGCAUCACAAAAUUAGUAGUAUUCCAAAGUUUCGUUGCGAAAUGUUGUAAAAUGCGCAUAAUAUAGCCCUGCGAAGUUUGCCAUUUUUCAGUCAUUUUGUAUUACGCACGGGAAAUUGAUAUACCGCUUUCUGAAAAAAGGUAUCAAUUUCCCGUGCGUAAUACAAAAUGACUGAAAAACGGCAAACUUCGCAAGGCUGUAUUAUCCGCAUUUUACAACAUUUCGCAACGAAACUUCGGAAUAUUACUAAUUUUGUGAUGCUCUUUCAAGCUGUGAUGAAAUUUUUGUCUAGACUUGUCUAGAUCAAAAUUCUGUUCAUUAGGGAAUAGGUCCAUUGAC